AUGCCUGAGCCAGCUAAGUCGGCUCCAGCCCCGAAGAAGGGCUCCAAGAAGGCGGUGACUAAGGCGCAGAAAAAGGACGGCAAGAAGCGCAAGCGCAGCCGCAAGGAAAGCUACUCGGUGUAUGUGUAUAAGGUGCUGAAGCAGGUUCACCCGGACACCGGCAUCUCGUCCAAGGCCAUGGGCAUCAUGAACUCCUUUGUCAACGACAUCUUCGAGCGCAUCGCGGGCGAGGCGUCGCGCCUGGCGCACUACAACAAGCGCUCGACCAUCACGUCCCGGGAGAUCCAGACAGCCGUGCGCCUGCUGCUUCCCGGGGAGCUGGCUAAGCACGCCGUGUCUGAGGGCACCAAGGCCGUCACCAAGUACACCAGCUCCAAGUAA
Messenger RNA from Camelus dromedarius (Arabian camel), 381 nucleotides. Its product is annotated as histone H2B type 1-C/E/F/G/I. Gene Ontology annotation, cellular component: nucleosome. Gene Ontology annotation, molecular function: structural constituent of chromatin; DNA binding; protein heterodimerization activity. The transcript has a single exon. The record is from RefSeq and is a predicted model, not a curated record. Lineage: Eukaryota; Metazoa; Chordata; Mammalia; Artiodactyla; Camelidae. Bases 1 to 381 code for a protein of 126 amino acids.